This is a messenger RNA of Solanum dulcamara, 847 nucleotides long. RefSeq names its product protein SULFUR DEFICIENCY-INDUCED 1-like. Lineage: Eukaryota; Viridiplantae; Streptophyta; Magnoliopsida; Solanales; Solanaceae. The record is from RefSeq and is a predicted model, not a curated record. The coding region runs from base 1 to 585 and encodes 194 amino acids. Gene Ontology annotation, molecular function: protein binding. The transcript has 3 exons.
AUGGUGCAACUUUGGACGAGAUGUGGAAAAGUAGAUGAACAAAUAGCACUGUUGAAACAAAAGUUGAGACAGAUAUAUCAAGGGCAGGUCUUCAAUGGUAAACCUUCAAAAACUGCACGCUCACAUGGCAAGAAGUUUCAAGUUUCUGUCAGACAAGACACAGCAAGAAUUCUGGGCAAUUUGGGCUGGGCGUAUACGCAAAAGGGGAACUUUAUGGCAGCAGAAGUUGUCUAUAAGAAAGCCCAAAUAAUUGAUGCAGACAGCAACAAGGCCUGUAAUUUGGCCCAUUGUCUAAUAAAGCAAGCCCGGUACGAUGAGGCUCGUAAUAUUCUUGAAAAUGUUUGGAGAGGUAAUUAUGCUGGUUCUGAAGAUCCAAAAACAAGGAAUCGUGUGGAGGAAUUGCUAUUGGAACUGGACUCGAGACAACCACCACCAUUUUUGCAAAACCUUCCGGGCCUAAAUUUGGAUGAUGACUUCAUGAAUGGGCUUGAACAGCUUAUAAAUGAAUGGGCGGCUCUUCCAAGACCAAGAAGACUACCAAUAUUUGAGGAGAUAUCUACUUUCAAUGAUCAAUUGGCUUGUUGAUUGUUUUAAAUUGUCAAAUAGUUAGUGAUAGGUGGGUACUGGGUAGAUAGGUGUGAAAUAUGUGAGUCAUUCAAAUUAAGUGAAAAUAAAUAAAUAAAUAAAUAAAAAUUUGUGAACUAUGUAAAUUGUGGUGUAGAUGAGAUCUUGUGGCAAAGUUUGGGAAAUGAACAACUCUAUUUUUUUUUGUUGCCGGUUUGACAUUCUAUCAUCUGAAAUCUAUAAGUCUGAUCAAUUCAAAAUUGUGUUGAGUACGUGUAAUCAU